AUGUAUACAGAUUGUCUGGACUGUCAGAAAAAAGAGGGUGGAGAGCUGAAGUUACACUUUGCAGAGCUCAGGGACGGUGCCGGGCCAUCGUAUUCCUCUUAUCCUGAGGAACCUCAGACUGUGCGGGACGGUGCCGUCCUUCCAACGGAUAAGAGGUUUAUCUGUACGGACUGCGGGAAGUGUUUCCGUUUGAAAUCUGCGCUUAAUGUUCAUAGAAGAUCUCACACAGGGGAGAAGCCAUAUUCUUGCCCUGAGUGCAAUAAAUGUUUUUCUAUGAAGUCCCAUCUAACCGCACAUCAAAGAUCUCACACAGGAGAGAAGCCAUAUUCCUGCCCUGAGUGCAAUAAGCUUUUUACCAUGAAGUCCCAUCUAUCCAUACAUCAAAGAUCACACACGGGGGAGAAGCCGUUUUCCUGCACUGUGUGCGGGAAAAGUUUUUCACACAGAUCCAAUCUUUACAGACAUCAGAGAUUACACACGGGGGAGAAGCCGUUUCCCUGUCCUGAGUGUGGGAAAUGUUUUCCAGAGAAGUCCAAUCUUUACAGACAUCAGAGACUGCACAGGGGGGAGAAGCCGCAUUCCUGUGCUGAAUGUGGGAAGUGUUUUUCAAAUAGUUACAGUCUUUCCACACAUCAGAGAUCGCACACGGGGGAAAAGCCGUAUUCUUGUCCUGAGUGCGGGAAAUGUUUUUCAGAUAAGGCCAAUGUUUAUACACAUCAGAGAUCUCACACAGGUGAGAAGCCAUUUUCCUGUGCUGAGUGCGGGAAAAGUUUUUCAGUUAAGUUACGUCUUGAUACACAUCAGAGAUUGCACACGGGAGAGAAGCCGUAUUCCUGUCCUGAUUGUGGGAAAUGUUUUUCAGAGAAGUCCAAUGUUUACAAACAUCAGAGAACUCACAUGGGUGAGAAGCCACUUUCCUGUCCUGAGUACGGGAAUGGACAUUCACAGAAGUCUUCCGUUCCCAGUCAUCUGGGAUUGGACACGGAGGAGAAACCAUUUUCCUGUACUGAGUGAGGGAAAUGUUCCUCACUCAAGUCCUGCCUCCCUUUACAUCAGGGGUCCCACACAAC
This is a messenger RNA of Rana temporaria (common frog), 1070 nucleotides long. RefSeq names its product gastrula zinc finger protein XlCGF17.1-like. The record is from RefSeq and is a predicted model, not a curated record. The transcript is spliced from 2 exons. NCBI's taxonomy places the organism in Eukaryota, Metazoa, Chordata, Amphibia, Anura, Ranidae. Gene Ontology annotation, cellular component: nucleus. Gene Ontology annotation, biological process: regulation of transcription by RNA polymerase II. Bases 1 to 1014 code for a protein of 337 amino acids. Gene Ontology annotation, molecular function: RNA polymerase II cis-regulatory region sequence-specific DNA binding; DNA-binding transcription activator activity, RNA polymerase II-specific.